GGAAAACAAACCCGCUUCCACAAUGCCCAGGAGCGGCUGUGUGUCCCUUUGUACAACUAACAAGCUUAAAAAUCCAAAUCUAAAAUUGGAUAUUUUGCCCAACGGGAGCACAGAGCCCAGGAGAAGAACCCGGUGGCUUCAAGCGAUCCGUCGGGAGGAUGAGUUAGAGUUUGGCCACCUGUGGGAUCCAACAUCCAAACAUGUGUACGUCUGUAGUCAGCACUUCAUUACAGGCUUAAAAAAAGAGGACAUAGCCCACCCAGACUACACACCCUCGCUGUUCCCACAUAAAAAGACAAAGUCUCCCAGGUCAGUACUUCAGAGGCUGGAGAGAAGGAGGAAGCGUGAGGGUGUUCAGUCUGCCCAACCAGAAUCCCCAACAUCAGAAGCUCCCAUACCUCUUCAGGAGUUGGAGAGAAAACAACUUUAUGAAGAAUUGUAUAAUUUAAGAAGAGAAAGAGAAGGAGCGAGCUGAAGCCAUCAGAUAAUUGGAGACGUUGAAAAUGUCGGUAAACACUGAGAGAAAAUGACACUAAAUGUAAAGUCAUGACAGGCCUGUCAUGGACAGUAUUUGACACUCUUCAUCAGUACCUGGUACAGUUUAUUAAGUCACAGAAAACAUCCAAGAUGUCAACACAAGACCAGCUCUUUAUUACUCUGGUGAAACUGCGGCAGAACCCCUCAACCGAUAUGAUGUGUGGAAUAUUUGACCUGGCACAUAGCACUUUCCUGGAUAUAUUCUCCCAAUGGUUGGAUUUGAUGUACGCCAACAUUUCUUUUUUGAUUAAAUGGCCUGAUAGAGAGUGUAUCAGAAGCACAGUACCAGCAGAGGUUCUCUUCCAGUACCCUAGAGUGACUGCAAUUAUCGACUGCUUUGAGAUCAGAAUUGAACACUCAAAGAAGCUGAAAACAAGAGCUAUCACCUACUCAAAAUACAAAAACUGGACAACAGUGAAGUAUUUCAUUGCAUGUCACCCAUCUGGCUCAAUCACAUAUCUCUCCAAAGGCUGGGGAGGGAGGACUUCAGAUGUGCAUAUUGUAAGGAACUCAGACUUCUUAUCUCAGAAGUUCCACCAUGCAGGAGAUCAGAUUUUAGCCGACAGGGGCUUCACUUUGAAGGAUGACUUUGCUGUUCUGGGUGCACAGCUCAUCACACCGUCUUUGACGAGGGGCCGAAAACAACUGUCAGCCGAAGAUGUUGCAAAUUCAAAUUCUGUGACUUCGAACAUCAGAAUUCACAUUGGUCCCUGAACUUAUCUCAGUGCUGCUCUGCUGCUGCACACCCUGUCACCCUGCCUCUGUUGCCUGACGCUCUGCCUCUGUUGCCUGACGC
Messenger RNA from Gymnodraco acuticeps, 1333 nucleotides. RefSeq lists its product as uncharacterized. The transcript is spliced from 5 exons. The record is from RefSeq and is a predicted model, not a curated record. The coding region runs from base 547 to 1251 and encodes 234 amino acids. NCBI's taxonomy places the organism in Eukaryota, Metazoa, Chordata, Actinopteri, Perciformes, Bathydraconidae.